This is a messenger RNA of Pangasianodon hypophthalmus (striped catfish), 4125 nucleotides long. RefSeq lists its product as uncharacterized. The coding region runs from base 520 to 3567 and encodes 1015 amino acids. The transcript is spliced from 12 exons. The record is from RefSeq and is a predicted model, not a curated record. Lineage: Eukaryota; Metazoa; Chordata; Actinopteri; Siluriformes; Pangasiidae.
CACUGGUGUUAUUUGAACAACUUGCAGUGUUUAAUUGCAGUACAUUUGACUGUGAAGACUGUUUAUGACUGUUAUUCUUUAGGAUAACAGUGUAUUAUUACAAUUUCAGUCUUUAAAUGUUGACUCGUGAUUUUUCUCUACUAAACAUGUAAUAUUUUAUGUUUAAUAAGUAGGAGAUUAUUAAGGUUCACCCCAAAGCCACGUUAGCUAUAAAUGUUAAACAAAGCUAGCUAACAUUAGGGAAUUUCUUGGGUGUAGGAUACCACAACGAAUAAGUGGUGAAAAGUACACUUUUUUAGACACUACAGCAUGUAAUAGUGUGUUUGUGUUAAUAUUUGUUUGUGUUUAUAUUAGUUUAUAAUGUUUAUACUAGUUUGUUUGUGUGGAAGCAGAAGCCACAAAAUGGCGCCGCCUACAGCGAGUGCGUAAAAACGCUGGACGCUAGUGCGCAUGCGCGUCGAGCCAGGCUAUUAAAACUCAUUAUUAAAACUUCUGCGAGAAAUUUCCUCUUAAAGCGCCAUGAGUUCACACGGAGCUCGAGUUCAGUGUGAGUCACCUUUAGAGAAUAAACGCCUAAAUCUCAUCCCUGUUGGGCGACAGCUCCAGAGAACUCCUCCGACUAAAACCCUAAACACUAAACCCACGCAACCAUCAGAAGAACCAGCAAUCAAGGAUGAAGAAGAAGACUCUCAGAUGGUACCACAGGACGGCGCCCCCAGUGGGCAGGACGACGCCGUGUGCCCCUCUGUGAAGGAGGAGAGGAAGUCGUAUCGCAGGUCCAGCAUUACGUCAGCAGCUGCGAAGAUGGGGAACGCUGACCCUGAAGCUUUUAUCCAGGGCAUGCAGGGCUACCGGUGGACUGACGCAGACCUGGAGUUCGUCUAUCAGGCCAAGCAGCAGAAACGAGCCCAGCAGCUACAGUUAGAGUUAAGUGAGAUUGAGAAAACUCUGCAGGCCGAGACUCAGAGGUUGGAGCUGGCUGUCGCCUCUCGAGACCAACUCCAGUCUGAGCUGUCUAAGACUCCAUCCUGCGACUCGCUGCUGCAGCUGUGUAAAAGCGUCCUGUCCCGUUCUCGAACCUCUGAUCAGCUGGAUGGUUUGGGAGACAAAGCUCUGCUCUCGCUGCUGAAUCUACAGGAUGUUCAGCGAGCCGUGCGUGAGGAAAACGCCGAGAUCAGCCAGCUCGAGAGAGAAGCGGCUAAAGCUCAGGAGCUCAGAGACAAGGAGGAGAAAGCCAUGAAGGAGAUGGACAACUGCCAAAAGAAAAUCAGCACACUUCAGGCAAACAUUGAUGCUCUGAAGGUGGAACUUGCAGGGUUGAAGACUCAGCUGUCGGAGAAAGAGGAGGCUUCAAAGGCGGCUCGAGUGCAAAGGGAAGUCCGUAAAGCUGCUAAAGCCCAAGCAAUUUCCGACGCUCCAAAAACCCUAGAGGAAAAAGAUGCAGAGGAGUUGAACACAAGUCAGGCCUCAGUGGUGUCUCAAGUGCCAGUGAAAGACCGCAAGGGAUCCAGAAGGGCUAAACCCUCAACAAAGGCCCUGAAGGAGAAAGUCUUGAAGAAGACAGCUGAGAAGGAAACGGCUCCAAAAGAGAAGGCUGGUAAGGACACACCUGAGGAAGGUAAGACAGCCCCAAAAGAAAAGGCCCCAAAAAAGACAACUUCAAGGAAGACUGCCAAGAAGGAGACGUUCCCAGAGCAGAUGGCCCCAAAUGAGACGCCCUCACAAGUAAAGACCCCAGUGGAGACAGACCCAGAGAAGAUGCCCCCAAAGGUAACGAUUUCAAAUAUGGCUGAAGCGCUUGAGAAGGGCCGUAAGGGAUCCAGAAUGGCUAAAACCUCAACCAUGGCCCCAAAGGACAAAGCCCAGAAGAAGAAGAUGGCUCUGAAAGAUUCGACCCAGAAUGAGAUAGCUGACAAGGAAAUGGCUGAGAAAGGUAAGACAACCCCAAAAAUAAAGGUCCCAAAAAACAUGACUUCAAAAAAGACUGCUGAGAAGGAAAUGGCCCCAGAUGAGACAGCUUCCCAGGUAAAGACUCCAGAGGAGACGGCCCCAGAAAAGAUGCCCCUAAGGGUAAAGUACUCAAGUGUGGCUCAAGUGGUGGAGAAAGGCCAUAAGGGAUCCAGAACAGCUAAAACCUCAACCACGGCCCCAAAGGACAAAGCCCUGAAAAAGACGGCUUUGAAGGAGUUGACCGAGAAUAAGAUGGUCCCGAUGGAGACAGCUGACAAGGAAAUGGCUGAGAAAGGUAAGAUACUCCCAAAGAUAAAGGUCCCAAAAAAGACGACUUCAAAAAAGACUGCCGAGAAGGAAACGGCCCCAGAGGAGACAGCUUCCCAAGUAAAGACUACAGAGGAGACGGCCCCAGAGGAGACGGCCCCAGAGGAGACGGCCCCAGAGGAGACGGCCCCAGAGGAGACGGCCCCAAAGGUAAAGGCCUCAAACGUGGCUCAAGUGCUGGAGAAAGGCCCCAAGGGAUCCAGAACAGCUAAACCAUCAACCACAGCCCUGAAGGAGAAGGCCUUGAAGAAGACAGCACUGAGCGAGACAGUUGAGAAGGAAACAGCUCAAAUUGAGGCAGACCAGAAAGGUGAGACAGCCCGAAAGGUAAAGGGCCCAAAAAAGGCGACUUCAAAGAAUAGGGUUGAGAAGGAAAUGGCCCCAGAGGAGUCAGCCUCACAAGUAAAGACCCUGGAUGAGAAUGUCUUGGAGGAGAUGGCCUCAAAGGUACAAGCCCAAAAGAUGAUGACUUCAGAGAAUACUGAUGAGAGGGAGAUGGGCCUGAAGGAGACGGCCUUGAAAGUUAAGGCCCCAGAGGAGACAUCAUUGGAGGAGACUGCCCCAAAGAUAAAGGCAUCAAAGUUAAAGGCCCCAAAGAAGACAGCUUCAACGAAAACACCUGACAUGGAGAUGUCUGUGGAGUUGAUAGUUGAGGAGGCAACGGUUACUAAGAAGAUGACGUCGAAAUUAAGGGCCCCGAAAAAGACGACUUCAAAGAAGAUGGAUCUGAAGGAGAUGGCCAUGCAGGAAAUGGCUGAGGAUGAGAAUGCCCUGGAGGAGACUGGUGUGAAGAAGGUCCUGAAAGAGGCAUCUAAAAAGGAGAUGGCAUUGAAAAACAAGGUUAUGAAGGUGACGGACCAAGAGGAGACUGCUUCAGAAAAGACUACUCUAAAGGAAGUGGAUGAGGAGACGACUUCAACGAAAACAGCGCGAAAGAAAACAGCCUCAAAAGUGAAGGCCCCAAAGGAAAUGCCCGAGAAAGAAAUAGACCUGAAAAAAACAGUUUUGAGGAGAAGGGCCUCAAAAGAAAAAGUGCCCAAGCAGAAAGCUGGAAAGAACCCAAGUCAGGAAGAGAUCCAUUUAGACAAACAUUUUGAUCAGCCGUCAGAAACAAAGGCUUCCUCAAAUGCAGCACAGGCACCGGGCAGAGCCCAAAAAGCUGCCAAACCCCCAAAAUCUCCAUUAGAGGGUGAUCCUGAAACAGUGCGUCGCUCGAAAAGGAACACUGUAAAGAAUCCAAGUCUGAGCAAGACGAUCCCCGAGAAAACAACCCGCUCCAGGCGGAGAUGAUCGUCUGAGGUAGAGGGCCAAAGAAACCAGACUGCUUUGAUUUUCACCUCACCGUGAUCACUUACCGCCCUCUAGUGGACAUGUUGGUCUUCACAUGAGUGCAAAAUGGCUCAUGGGAUUCAGUUCACAAUACAGAUCCUUCCAAAAUACAGCAUAAAAGAUUUCAGUGUUUAUUUUUCCUGAUUUUUUUUUUUUUGCAUGUUUAUUGUGUUGCACAAAAUUUUGUCUGAAAUUUCAGAGGUUGUUGGCCACUGUAUCCGUCCUGCUAUUUUUGUCUUAAGAGUAUAACACACAAACGAAUUUAAACAUACAGAAUAAGGCCUAGUCCAUGCUAACACAGGCAUCUUUUCUUAUCCGCUUUGUGUUUUCAUCCACGUUCAGAUUUGCUUUCCAAAGUGGAUAAAUCUGAAAAUAGAUAAGGGAAAGUGCAGCUUUUCAAAAACGCUGAUAUAUUAUUGUCAUAUGAUGUCUACAAUUCCAAGAUGGUGGAGCAUAUUGAAGUGCUCUUUCCUGUAUUAGUUAAUUUCAUGUUUGACUGCUUUGUAUUGUAUACAUGUG